Cuscuta epithymum is the source of this 650-nucleotide messenger RNA. Lineage: Eukaryota; Viridiplantae; Streptophyta; Magnoliopsida; Solanales; Convolvulaceae. The record is from the annotation of a GenBank genome assembly.
CUAUGUUUCUUUCCCUUAAUAUGAUCAUUUUAAUCCUAUAUUGAAACAUACGGAUUGCAUAGUCCCUACCAAUCUGUGUACGCAUAACCGUUUUUUCUCCCCAUUUCUUUCUCUUCCGAAUUUUCUGUCUUUCAGUUACGAUCGUCUCUUUGCUUUUCCCUUUUUUUACGCUGCUGAUUAUUAUCUCCUGUUUUCACUGUGUGUUUCUUGUAUCCAACCAAACACUUAUGCCAUAUCUCAUCUUUUCUCUGUCUAUCAUAAUUUACAACCAAACACAUUUCGUGAGGUGAAGUCCUGCAAUUGUUCUGUUAUCCAUAUGGAUUCCAUUGUUAUGAUUAUGCUGAAGUUGGGUGGAAGUUGGACCAAUGACUAUAGCUUCAAGUCUUCAACAGUAGCCUCACCUUUGGUAUUCAAGUGCGUGCUUUACUCGUCUACAUACAAAGACUUUAUAGAGCAACUAUCUUCCAUAUUAAGUGAUUCUUACAAUGGAAUAAAUCACUUCAAGUUAUCUUAUAUGGUUGAUGGUUGCCCUCCACCUGUGUAUAUCAAUGAUGAAGCCACUUUUUGUUUUUUCCUCAACCUUAAGGUUCUCCAGACUAAUUUCAGCAAGUACCCAUUGUGUUUGAAUUCUCAAUUGAUGGUUAUAAUCC